AUGAGUCCGAAACCGGGUAAUGACACCACAGCUGCCGGACGUCCCCGGAGGCGGGCCGUCGAGGCAUGCUCAUUCUGUCGAAGACGCAAGAUCAAGUGCAAUAACGAACAGCCUACAUGUGCCAACUGCAAGACAUACGGCAAAGACUGUGUCUAUGAGCCUCUGGCUGGCCUUGACGACAACACCCUGCACUCGACACCACCACGGCGUCACGUCGGGCGGCAGAGACAGGGUGCUCUGAGGAGCACGAGACGGCAAGCAGACACUCCGACAAGUGCUCGGGAUGACAGCGUCCGUAAUCUCACUCCCGCGGACCGCAACGACGCCGGCCCCUCACCAAACCCCGAUGACCAUGAUCCUUCGACACCCUCGCCCCCACUUACCAGGACACGACGACCGGAAAACUCAGCGGAACGGGCAUCUUCCCAUCGCGGAGAUGUAUCCCGGAUCGUGGUAUCCGCAAAUGGAGUCUCAAGCUACCAUGGCCGUACCAGUGCCUUAUUCGAGGAGAACCCUCAGGAGCGAUUCUCGGUAACUGACCUGCACCCCCGAAUGCCAGAUGACUGGAUCGAGAAGGGCCUAGUUGCAGAGACAGCCAAACAACGUCAGCUUGAAGAGUUCAAUUAUCGAGCGGGGUCGCUUGAUUUUGACGGUGUAGAUCCAGAGCUUGGCAUGCACCUCCUAUCCUUGCAUUGGAAUCGCCAGCAUCACUCCUUUCUACUCACUUACCGGCCUGCCUUCAUGAGAGAUAUGGCCUGUAAUGGGCCGUACUUUUCCAAGAUACUCUUGAACGCUAUUUACUUUGGUGCUUCCAAGUUUAGCCCUCGAAGGGAGGUCCGGAGGGAUCCUAAUGAUGUUCGCACCGCCGGCUGGGCCUUCCGUGAGCGUGUCCGCAAAUUACUGGGUGAUGCGCUCGAUAGUAGUGAUAUUACCACGAUACAAGCUUUGCUAGUGAUGACAAAUUCGCUUUUUGCGCUCGGAGAUGAGAGAAGCGCCGCCUGGUUGUAUGCUGGUUUGGCGUUCCGAAUGAUUAUAGACUUGGGCAUGCAUGUAGAUGCCCCAGGUCUUGGAACAACAGGGAAAUUCUCUGACGAAGAUCUAGAGAUACGACGGCGGGUCUUCUGGGGGGCAUUCGUUGUCGACAAGAUUCAGAGUCUGUAUCAAGGGCGUCCAGCGUCCCUGAAAGAGUCCGAUACUCUGGUACCGAUCAAGUUCCUCGACACGUUCGAAGAGUUCGAAAAUUGGAAGCCGUUUGCCUACUCUACCGACGCCACCAACUACCCUGGUUCGCCCGCCUACAGCGUAUCGACCUUUACGUAUCUGUGCCGUCUCUCAGUCGUCAUGAGCGACAUUUUGAGUUGCAUCUACACAGAGCGAGCAUUCGACAAGAGCGCCGCAGAGCUUUCCACAAUGUUACAGACCUUGAGCUCGAAGCUGGCGACUUGGAAAGAUGCACUCCCAGCACAUCUUGUCUUUGAUCCCAAAAGAAAUGACGUUGUGCCGCCACCGCAUGUUCUUAGCUUGCACGCCAUGUAUCAUGUUCUUACUAUCCUUCUUAAUCGCCCGUUUGUGUCCGAUGGACACCUGUAUAACACGUCUCGUUCCAUCUCUGUCAACUCGUUCAUCACCUGUGUGUCUGCGGCCGACAGCAUAGUGAGCGUUCUUCGAGUCUAUGAUAGGGUUUUCUCCGUGCGCCAUGCGCCAUAUCUGAUCUCGUAUGCCACGUACGUUGCGGCGACGAUACACGUGCGGAUCGCUGCCAAGCGAAGCACAGAAUCGGAGGCUCGAGAAUGUCUAGAAACUUGCAUGGCAGUCUUUCGUGAGAAUCAAGAAACGAACUGGGCUGUCAGGAGGGCCAAAACGAUAGUUGAAGGCUUGAUGACGAGACUGGGUGUAAGUCUUUGUGAGGGGCAAACUGCACAGCCCAGGGAUCGCAUACAAGCCAGCAAAAGAACGCGAUUAGCCAUGGCUACCGCGCAGAACAACACCGAAGGCACGAAUAGCUUGCCUCAAGUAUUCCAAAGCUCUGCGCCACAGACAGCACUCGAUAACGAAACACCUCCAUUGGGAUGGUCGGAUAUCGAUGGAAUCAUUCAGAGUUUUGCAAGAGGUCAAGAUCCUAACGCAGCCUCAGCGGAUCCGGCCCUAACAGAUAUUCAAUUGCAACAAGUCCCACAUUCAGCGGGAAAUCAGACUUUCGGCUCUGGUCCCUCGGGUUUUGUGAGCAGCCAAACAUGGUUCCAGGGGAUGCCAGAAGGGGACAGUGGCUCGGCCUCCUUUGACGACCUACUUUUUGGCCUCAACGGAUCCGCGUUGGACAGCAUGUUUUCCUGA
Molecule: messenger RNA, 2334 nt
Organism: Colletotrichum godetiae
Lineage: Eukaryota; Fungi; Ascomycota; Sordariomycetes; Glomerellales; Glomerellaceae
Product: fungal-specific transcription factor domain-containing protein
Exons: 5
Coding region: 1-2334 (777 amino acids)
Biological process (GO): DNA-templated transcription; regulation of DNA-templated transcription
Molecular function (GO): zinc ion binding; DNA-binding transcription factor activity, RNA polymerase II-specific; DNA binding
Source: RefSeq, a predicted model, not a curated record